AGUCCACCAGCCUAAUAGUAUUGAAAAGUAUGUGUAAAUGACGAUAAAGCGUCGGGGAGAAUUUGAAAUGAAGAUCGUAUAUAGCUGAAAUGUCCCUAACAAAGGUUCAUAAAUAGAGCGUGCAGUUAUAUAAGCCUAUAUAAGGCAAAUAAUAGCUAUAGCGUAUCAUGUUCCGCGUUUACUCACACUGACACCUCUGUAUGUCCCAAUAAGGUGGCCUGUUCGGGUGGACUAUAUAUAAAUAUAUAUCUCAAGGAAAAGCCUAAUGUCACGUGACAUACAAAACUCAUGACAGCUGUCAGCUGGGGAGGGAGUCUCCAUUCGGUCUCUGCGUGUUCACAAGGGUCGUAGAAUACGUUCCUCUCAAUCAACAUACUACACACGGCGUGUAUUAGAUGUCCGCUGGUACAAAACGUCUCUCAGACGUUGAUGACUCGUUCUUGUGGUCAACUGAGAUCGGAGAGAAUGUCCAGCACCGACUUCAGACCUACGGACAAGACGGACAGAGAUGGACAGGGAAGAAGGACAAGGCAGUACUGGCCAGAGCAGGUUUCACAUUUACUGGUAUCGGAGACAAGGUGGAGUGUGAACACUGUGGUCUGAAGCUCCUCAACUGGACGGACACAGAUGACGCUCUACACGAACAUGCCACCAGGAGGACUCACUGCCCCUUCAUCGUCUCCUUGUACCGGAAGCUGGGACAGACUCCGCCUCCGAAACAUCCCAAGUACCAAUCUCAACAGGCACGGCUAGACUCCUUCGUUGAUUGGCCGAGAAGAUAUGUCCCCAAAACUCCUGAGGAACUGGCAUCAGCGGGCUUCUUCUACAUCGGGUCAGCUGACCGGGUCACGUGUUUCCAGUGUGGGAUAACUCUGAGAGACUGGGAGGAAGAACAUGACCCUGUGGCGGAACAUCAGAAGUACUCGGAACACUGUCAGUUCAUCAUCAAGAUAGACCUGAACCAGCUUGGAGUUGCUACGAGAACGGAAGAAGGAAAGACUAGCGAACAAUCUGGAGUUUCCCUGACGAAUGACGCUGUCAGACAGAAUGCAACUGAUAACAUUCACGAUACCAGUGACAGCUGUUUAGAAACCAACAAUUCAGAUGAGGCUUGUGGAAUACAAAACACAUAUUCUUCGAUUGAUGCAAGCGUCAGCCAAAUCAUUGGAGGUUUGAAUCUUUCAACGUGUCAGAUAUUUGAAGCGGAUUCUUCGGCAUCUACAGCAGCAUAUUUGCCACGAAGAACCACGCCAACGGGUACUGCAAAUGAAGGUUUGGCUGGGGCUGGGACUGGUUCUUGCUCCACAGAUACACAGGGAGAACUGCCCGGACAAGGUUGCCCUGCCAGACCUGCCUCUCGGCGAUUAGUUGUCGAAAACAAACAUCUCCGUGAAAAAAACACGUGCAGGGUGUGUCGGAACGAGACUGUAGGUGUACUGUUCUUGCCCUGUGGUCAUCUGGUCACGUGUUCUGGGUGCGCAUUCAACUGUACUGAUUGUAUUGUAUGUCGCAAAGCAAUACUUGGAACGGUUAAAACGUUUUUCUCAUAAAAACAAAGAAAUUACAGAAACUAUUUUUAGUAAUCAAUGAAACACUGUGUCGAAAGUCGUGUUCUUAUUUCAAAGGGUAUUUCCUUUAUAUCGUUGGACUGAUGACAUUUUAAGAAUAUUUGUCAAUGACGAUGGUAUGGUUUUUGACGACAUUAUUUUUGUAACCGGAUUCGUCGUUUUAGACCUGGGAAGGAAACGCUGCCCUUUCCUGCAGUGUGUAAACUGCCUGGAUGCUUACACAAGAUGUGAUCAAAAUAUUACAAACAUUCACAAGAAAUACAUCAUCAUCAUCUUCAUCAUCAUCAUCAUCAUCAUCAUCAUCAUCAUCAUCAUCAUCAUCAUCAUCGAAUAACAAGUUCUUGUUUGUUCUAGUUAACCAUCAUCAAACAUCGGUGCCUACUUUUCCUUGCCCCGAAUUUGGUGAUGUAUGACAUUGUAUCCGUCUCCAUGGUGAAAAAUGUGGCGGGGGCAGCGGUUGUCACUAACACUGAAAACAAAUCUUCUUGUCAAAUGGAUAGAUUUUUUGGGAUUCAAUUAAACGGUGACACAAAAGGCGCCGCACGCAAUUCGCCGUGCAUCCCUUAA
Haliotis rubra (blacklip abalone) is the source of this 2135-nucleotide messenger RNA. RefSeq names its product putative inhibitor of apoptosis. The coding region runs from base 396 to 1550 and encodes 384 amino acids. NCBI's taxonomy places the organism in Eukaryota, Metazoa, Mollusca, Gastropoda, Lepetellida, Haliotidae. The transcript has 3 exons. The record is from RefSeq and is a predicted model, not a curated record.